Anastrepha ludens (Mexican fruit fly) is the source of this 936-nucleotide messenger RNA. RefSeq lists its product as uncharacterized. The record is from RefSeq and is a predicted model, not a curated record. NCBI's taxonomy places the organism in Eukaryota, Metazoa, Arthropoda, Insecta, Diptera, Tephritidae. Gene Ontology annotation, biological process: cytoskeleton-dependent cytokinesis. Bases 118 to 747 code for a protein of 209 amino acids. The transcript has a single exon. Gene Ontology annotation, cellular component: dynactin complex.
AACAAUUUAGAUGAGAAAAAAAAGCACGAUAAUUCUUUUGUUGACAUCAUUUCAUUGAGUUUUUCUGCGAUAGAUGCAUAUUUUAUACGAUUAGACUAAUAUCGCAAUUUAUAAAAAAUGGAUGCACUAGAUAUACUUGAAAAGCGUAUAGAUACACUAUCACGCAUGUUGGGACCGCUUCCUGACGAUGGAAAUAGGAACACUAUUGGUGAUACCUCGGAGUUGAGCAAACCUCCAGGAGCCGCACCCGAGACGGUUGUCGAUUCUCUGCUUACAGUCAACAGCAUGUUGAAUGGGGUAAUCGGUGAUCGUGAGCAAAUCGCAAAAGCUAUUACACGUGCUCCAGAACUUGAAAAAUACCUCGAUCCAAAUUUCUUGGAAGAAAACCAGCAAGUACGUUCAAAGGAGGUGUAUCUUAAUGCAGUGGCUCCAGAUCUACAUGCGCAAUUUGAACAAUUGGAACGCGUUAAACAGCUAGAACCAACAUUAGGUGCAGAAUAUUUUCGCAGUAUACCUGGCGAAUGUACCGAAAAACUAAAGCAACAUUCACUAGAUAAUGAACAAUUUGCACAGCAAGCUGAGUUGAUCGAGGAAAGUCUGAUAUUAGCGAUGAAACGUUAUGGAGAAAUACAAGUGGGUUUAUUGGAGUCACUUGAAGCCAUGAACAAAAGACUUGAGGCGAUUGAAGAAAAAAUGGAACAAAAGAAACGCUCUGAGGCAGAAAUGGAGCUUCCAAUGCCCGAGUAAUAAAUAUAUUAGCUGUAUUCUCAACUUAUUUAUCUCUAUGUUUGUUAAUCCAAUGUGUGCUUUGGCUGAUAAGAAAGUUGAUUAAAAACUAAAAGGAUUAGUGGAAAACCGACUUUCCGAUGCGCCACUCUUGACGAAUUAAAUUCGAGGAACACAGACUAAACUUUGUAAUAAUGUAUUACACUUACA